Molecule: messenger RNA, 1602 nt
Organism: Cyclocybe aegerita
Lineage: Eukaryota; Fungi; Basidiomycota; Agaricomycetes; Agaricales; Hemipholiotaceae
Source: the annotation of a GenBank genome assembly
AUGAGCACUUUUUACGAAUACACUGUGGACCUUGCGUUGACCAACAAGCAGCUCUCGUUGGCACUACUGGCCAUCGCAGGCGCGAUCUCUUACGUCAGGUACAUUCGAAGCCCGUGGCGAAAACUCCCACCUGGACCUCCUGGCAUCCCACUGCUCGGAAACCUGCUCCAGAUUCAGGAUAAGCCAUGGCUCUCGUUCACCAAGUGGAAAGACACAUACGGCCCUAUCAUGCAUUUGAACCUGGCCGGGCAGCCUGUCGUCGUGCUAAGCUCGCAGAAGGUCGCUGCGGACCUCUUGGACAGAAAAGCAUCGAUCUACUCAGACAGGCCGAACAACAUCGUCGCCUCCGAUCUCAUGACUGGGGGCUUGCUCGUCGUCUUUACCCACUACAAUGACGUCUGGCGCCGUAUGCGGAGAGCUGGUCACGAAGCCUUGAACAAGGGUGUCGUCCGUAAGUAUCAGCCGAUUCAGCUGAACGAAGCCGUCCUGCUCGCCCACAACAUGCUCGCGAACCCAACGUCGUGGGAUGGACAUUUUCGUCGGGCCGCUGCCUCCGCCAUCAUUUCCAUGGUCUAUGACAAGGAACCCAUUAAGACGACACAAGAGCCCACUGUCCGCGAUGUGAACGACUUCGUCGCACGUCUUACCCGAGCUGCGAUGCCUGGGGCGCACUUCGUCGAGUUCUUCACGUGGAUGAAGUACAUCCCGGCACAGUUGGCGGGCUGGAAGCGGCAGGCGCUCGCGUCAUACCAGGCGGAUUACAGGAUGUUCAAGGAUCUCUUCGACAGCGUUCGAGAACGAAUGACGCAGGGAGACGAGAGGCCGAGUCUGGCUGCGACCUUGAUCCAAGAUUCUGAGCGCAACCAGUUGUCCGUAACCGAGAAUGUCUGGCUCGCAGGGACGAUGUAUGCUGCAGGAGCGGAGACCACCUCCGGAGUUCUGGCUUGGUGGAUGCUGGCUAUGGUCGCCUACCCCGAGACCCAGAAACGCGCCCAAAAAGAGAUUGAAAGGGUCGUCGGUCGUGAUAGACUUCCCAGCUUCAACGACAUCGAAAAUAUGCCGUAUGUCCGUGCGAUGGCGAAAGAGGCUCUUCGGUGGCGCCCAGUCGAUCCCGUCGGUCUGCCCCAUCGGUCCGUCGAGGAUGACUGGUACGAGGGACAUUUCAUCCCGAAGCACUCCAUCGUGAUUGCGAACGUGUGGCACUUGAACCGCGACCCGGAGAUCUACGGACCAGAUGCCCACCACUUCAAUCCUGCUCGCCAUCUCGACGCAAACGGGCAGCUCGGAAACGCGCCCCCGGACACGAAGGAGGAGAGCCAUGUUACGUAUGGCUUCGGACGGCGUAUCUGUGUCGGUCGUCACGUCGCGAACAACUCCCUCUUUAUCGACAUCGCGAUCAUGCUCUGGGCCAUGAACAUCGAAAGGGGGACAGAUAAAUACGGCAUGCCCACACCGCUCGAUGUUGAUGGGUGCAUUGAGGAUGGGCUCGUCGUUCGUCCGAUUCCUUUCGAGGUGAAGAUAACCCCUCGAUUCCCUGAGGCGUUCGCCAUGCUGGAACAUUCGAAGGAAGAUCUAAACCUCAAGAGGGUAAAAGAGACUUAG